Molecule: messenger RNA, 267 nt
Organism: Lathyrus sativus (Indian pea)
Lineage: Eukaryota; Viridiplantae; Streptophyta; Magnoliopsida; Fabales; Fabaceae
Source: the annotation of a GenBank genome assembly
AUGGACAAGUUCAAGGUUGUAUUUUAUUCAAAGGAUUGUUUUGUAAAAGACCCUAACAUAAGACAUGAGGGAGGGGAAGUAUAUGCUUUAAGUGGUCAAGAUCCUGAUUACUGGUCUUUCUUUGAAGCAUAUGACCUAGUUAACUUGAUUGAACCUGAGUUUGAUAUAGGUUGUGUUAAGAUGUGGUGGAAACAUGAUGAAGGAUCCUUUGAACAAGACUUAAAACCAUUUAGGGAUGAUGGAAAUGCUUAUGAGUUAGCCAUGUAA